Molecule: messenger RNA, 945 nt
Organism: Emys orbicularis (European pond turtle)
Lineage: Eukaryota; Metazoa; Chordata; Testudines; Emydidae
Gene: ASPA
Product: aspartoacylase
Exons: 6
Coding region: 1-945 (314 amino acids)
Cellular component (GO): cytosol
Molecular function (GO): hydrolase activity, acting on ester bonds; hydrolase activity, acting on carbon-nitrogen (but not peptide) bonds, in linear amides
Source: RefSeq, a predicted model, not a curated record
AUGACUUCCUGUUAUGUUGUUCAUGAGGCUCCUGUACGAAGAGUUGCUAUCUUUGGAGGGACUCAUGGCAAUGAGUUAUCAGGGGUAUUUUUGGUCAAGCAUUGGCAAGAGAAUGGAGCUGAGAUUCAAAGAACAGGGCUGGAAGUGAGACCAUUUAUUACCAACCCAAGCGCUGUGAAGAAAUGUACUAGAUAUAUUGACUGUGACCUGAACCGAGUUUUUGACCCUGAUAAUCUUGGCAGGCAAAUCACAGAAGAUAUUCCAUAUGAAGUGAGAAGGGCUCAGGAAAUCAACCAUAUAUUUGGUCCAAAAGAUAGUAAUGAUGCCUAUGACCUUAUUUUUGACCUUCACAACACAACUUCUAACAUGGGUGGCACUCUCAUUCUUGAAAACUCCAGGAAUAACUUUACAAUCCAGAUGUUUCAUUAUAUUAAGAAUGCUUUGGCCCCAGAAUGCUGUCCUGUUUUCCUGACUGAACAUCCUAACUUGAAAUAUGCAACAACUCGAUCUAUAGCAAAACACCCUGUUGGUGUGGAAGUUGGGCCUCAGCCCCAAGGAGUUCUUAGAGCUGAUAUUUUGGACAAAAUGAGAAAGAUUAUCAAACAUGGCCUCGAUUUUGUGCACAUUUUUAAUGAAGGAAAGGAAUUUCCACCAUGUACAAUUGAAAUUUACAAAAUAAUGGAAAAAGUAGAUUAUCCCAGGAAUAAAAAUGGUGAAAUUACUGCUGUUAUUCACCCUAGCCUGCAGGAUCAAGACUGGCAACCACUGAACAAUGGGGAGCCUAUAUUUUUAACUAUUGAUGGAGAGACCAUUAAUUAUGAAGGGGAUUCUACAGUAUACCCAACAUUUGUGAAUGAGGCUGCAUAUUAUGAAAAGAAACAAGCUUUUGUAAAAACAGUCAAAGUAAAACUUACUGCAAAAGGUAUCAGAUCCUCUUUGUCUUAG